Molecule: messenger RNA, 1815 nt
Organism: Quercus lobata
Lineage: Eukaryota; Viridiplantae; Streptophyta; Magnoliopsida; Fagales; Fagaceae
Product: AAA-ATPase ASD, mitochondrial-like
Exons: 1
Coding region: 107-1657 (516 amino acids)
Molecular function (GO): ATP hydrolysis activity; ATP binding
Source: RefSeq, a predicted model, not a curated record
AAGAAAUAACACUAAGCUCUACAAUGUUUCUAUAUAUAGCGUAGCUCAGCACUAUUCCUUCUUGAGCAAGAUUCUGUAACAAUUUACAAAAGUUUGCAGAAGGAAAAUGAUGACGAUGAUGAUGGGGGAGAAGUGGGCUCAACUAGGCUCAGUGAUUGGGAGCAUCAUGUUUGCUUGGGCCAUGUUUAACCAAUAUUUCCCUCAACAACUUCGUGACUUUAUCCUAAAAUAUGGUCAGAAAUUUGUGGGCUUCUUGUCCCCCAAUAUCCACAUCACGUUCCAUGAAUUUUCUGGCGAGUAUUUCAAGCGCAGUGAAGCCUAUGCUGCCAUUCAAACAUACCUCAGUGACAAGUCCUCCAUGAAAGCUAAAAAUCUUAAAGCAGAAGUUGUCAAAGACAGUAGUCAAUCUGUGAUACUGAGCAUGGCUGAGAACGAAGAGGUUACUGAUGAAUUUGAAGGUGUCAAGCUUCUGUGGGCUUCAAUGAAACACGCCCCAAGAACACAGUCAUUUUCUUGGUACCCGGAGGCAUCGGAUGGGAAGAGGUAUUACAAGCUCACUUUCCACAAGUCUAAACGAGAAUUUGUUACUAGAACAUACAUUCAUCAUGUACUUCAAGAAGGGAAGGAAAUAACGGUGAGAAAUCGACAAAGGAAGCUGUAUACUAACAAUCCAAGCCAGAAUUGGCAUGGAUACCAAGCACGCAAAUGGAGCCAUGUUGCUUUUGAGCACCCAUCAACUUUUGAUACUUUGGCCAUGGAGUCAAAGAAAAAGGAAGAAAUAAAGAAUGACCUUACUAAGUUCAGCCAGGGAAAAGAGUACUAUAAGAAGAUUGGUAAGGCCUGGAAACGUGGCUAUCUUCUUUAUGGUCCUCCUGGAACUGGCAAGUCUAGCAUGAUUGCUGCCAUGGCAGAUUUCUUGAAGUAUGAUAUCUACGAUCUUGAACUGACAACGGUCAAGGACAACACGGAGCUGAGGAAGCUUUUGAUCGAGACAACAAGUAAGUCUAUCAUUGUGAUUGAAGAUAUUGAUUGCUCAAUUGAUCUUACUGGUCAGAGAAAGAAGAAGAAGGAGAAAGUGGAGGAGGAAGAACCGAAGGAUCCUGUUAGUAAAAUGGCCAAGGAUGAAGAAGAAGAAAGCAAUAGUACUAAGGUCACUCUCUCUGGGUUGCUGAAUUUUAUAGAUGGAAUUUGGUCAGCUACUGGGGGAGAGAGGCUCAUCAUUUUUACUACUAAUCAUGUGGAAAAGCUUGAUCCAGCUCUCAUCAGGAGGGGACGUAUGGACAAGCACAUAGAAUUGUCCUAUUGUAGCUUUCAAGCAUUCAAGGUGCUUGCCAAGAAUUAUUUGGAUGUUGACUCACACCAACUGUUUGAGACUAUUGGCCAUUUGUUGGAGGAAACCAAUAUUACUCCUGCUGAUGUUGCAGAGAAUUUGAUGCCCAAGUCUCUAACUGAAGAUGCUGAUGCAUGUUUGAAAACUUUGAUUGAAGCUCUUGAGACUGCUAAGGAGGAGGCACGAAAAAAGGCUGAGGAAGACAUGCGGUUAAAGGUGGAGAAAGAAGAGAAAGAGAAGCAACAGGUUGCUCAAGAAGAUGUGAAAGUUGAUGAGUCAUUGGCCAAAGAAGUGAAAGAGAAUUGUGUUGAAGUUGUGAAAGGCUGAUUGGUUUAAAUUUUAAAUUGGAUCAAUUUUAUGGUUUAUAUUAGAUGUUAUAAAUCUAAAUGUGUAUUUAGAGUUUUUAGAUCUUUUGAUUUUGGGAAUAACCCUUGUUGUGUAAUGUUGAUCAAGAAGACAUGAUUGGCAGCCUCUUUGCUGAUUUA